UGAACGCAGGCGGUGAAUUGCAAUUUACUUGAAAUAGAUUAAAUUAUUCGAUUAGAACUUAAGCUGUAAUCAUGCGAGAUUUUCUUAUAGUAUUUGCUUUCUUACCUUUGAAUUUAUUAAUAGUAAGAUCGACUAGUGCGAACAAUAUGACGCAACCUUUAUUUUUAACGACGCUUAUUAGUAAUGCUUCGGUGUCUCGUGAACAAAUACGCGAAAUGUGUCGUGUAUCGGGAGAGUUAUUUAAUGAUAUCGUAAGCUAUUCGGGUUAUUUGACAGUUAACUCGGAAUACAAUUCAAAUAUGUUUUUUUGGUAUUUCCCAUCGGAAAUUAAUACUACAAGUGCGCCUUUAUUGCUAUCAUUGGAGGGAGGGCCCGGUUUGUCAUCUAUAAUGAGUGUCUUGGCUGAAACUGGCCCUUUUGCUUUGGACCGUAAGGGGCAAUUAAGGAAACGUGAAUAUCGCUGGUGUAAAACUCAUCAUGUUAUUUAUUUGGAUAAUCCGGUCGGAAGUGGUUUUAGCUUUACUGAUCACGAAGAAGGUUACGCUCGUAACAUGGAAGAUGUGGCUGAUAAUUUGCAUGAAGCCCUACAGCAACUGUUUGAACUAUUUGAAUGGAAUACAGAAAAUAUAGAAUUCUUUAUUUAUGGCGAAUCGUAUGCGGGUAAAUAUAUACCUGCUUUGGCUUAUCGCAUUUACAAGACAUUGGAUUCUCACAAUACACGUAUAAAAAUUCCUUUAAACGGCAUCAUUAUUGGCAAUGGCUUAAUUGAUCCUUUACAUCAGAUCCAGUAUGGGGAUUUUCUGUUCCAUUUGGGUCUGAUUGACGAUAACGGUCUGAAGGAGUUCCAUAAAUACGAAAAAAAUGCUGAACUAUAUAUUAAAGAGAACGAUUUAGAAAAAGCUUGGAAAGAAAUUGAUACUUUGCUGUAUGGUGUUGACGUUGCAACGACAGUAUUUGAAAAUCUUACCGGCUAUUUACAUACAUAUAACUAUUUGCAUAUUCAGCGGGAUAAUGAGCCAUUUAUGGAUAUAGUAAAAUUUGCAUUGUCCAUACAAAUGCAUCAAGCAUUGCAUGUCGGAUCGAGAACCUUUGCUUCCAACAUUUUUAAGGGUGAAAAUAAGGUAUACAACAUGCUGAAGCCGGAUUUUAUGCAGAGCGUUACUCCUUGGCUUGAAGAGCUAUUAAAUAAUAAUUACUCGGUAUGCAUUUGUUCAGGUCAAAUGGAUAUUUUAUUGGGCUACGGUGUGACUCGUCGUUUGGUAAAAAGUUUGAAAUUUCAAUCGUCUGAAAACUUUCAUAGUGCAGAACGUCACUUAUGGUACGGCAAUCAGCGGAAGGAUGUCAAAGCAUAUUACAAGCGAGCCGGCCAUUUAACGGAGGUUAUGGUGCGUAAUGCCGGACAUCGUCUUAUUAGAGAUCAACCGGAAUUUAUGUAUAAUUUUUUGAAAAAAUUUACACACCGCAAAGUUUAGCUCCCAAAAAAAAAAAAAAGAAAAAAACAAAAUUAAUAAAUAAAACAAAAAAAAAACAACGGACUAGACACACUCGUGCCUAAUUCAUAAAUUCGAAGU
This is a messenger RNA of Glossina fuscipes, 1571 nucleotides long. RefSeq names its product venom serine carboxypeptidase-like. Gene Ontology annotation, biological process: proteolysis. The coding region runs from base 72 to 1472 and encodes 466 amino acids. Gene Ontology annotation, molecular function: serine-type carboxypeptidase activity. NCBI's taxonomy places the organism in Eukaryota, Metazoa, Arthropoda, Insecta, Diptera, Glossinidae. The record is from RefSeq and is a predicted model, not a curated record. The transcript has a single exon.